Molecule: messenger RNA, 776 nt
Organism: Saccostrea cuccullata (small rock oyster)
Lineage: Eukaryota; Metazoa; Mollusca; Bivalvia; Ostreida; Ostreidae
Exons: 8
Biological process (GO): proteolysis
Cellular component (GO): chloroplast thylakoid
Molecular function (GO): ATP binding; ATP-dependent peptidase activity; ATP hydrolysis activity
Source: RefSeq, a predicted model, not a curated record
AUGCAAUGUCACGUGAUCGCUAUCCGUAGCUACGUUAAUAAAGAUAAACAGUCACAGGUUGGGAUCACACAAUCUUUAAAUCCCGACGAACUGGAGAAGAAAAUCAAGAAACACAUAGCGGAGAUCGAACAAGAAUUACAGCAGCUGAACGCUAAACGUAAACAGUGGCACCAAGUGCGAAUAGUGACGCUGGGAGUCAUCACCAUUGCAGUGCUGUUGGUGGCAUUUUACAUGAGAGGUAAGAAGCUGGAGGUAUCCAUCAAUCUGCCAGCAGGUGGUGCUAAUAACUACAUGGUGGUCCACCCCGAAAAGACGGGCAUCAACUUCAGUCAUGUCAAAGGAAUUGAUGAAGUUAAAGAAGAGCUGGAGACUGUGGUCAAAUUUUUAAAAGAUCCGAAAAAAUAUUCCAGCAUGGGAGCCAAGAUUCCUAAAGGUGUGCUGAUGGUGGGACCCCCUGGUUGUGGGAAGACAUUUCUUGCUAAGGCCACCGCAGGUGAGGCGGGUGUGAGCUUUUUCUACGCUGCCGGCUCCAGUUUUGAUGAGAUGUAUGUGGGAGUUGGUGCUAAACGCAUAAGAGAUCUGUUUGAUGCAGCUAAGGCCAAUGCCCCCUGCAUUAUAUUCAUUGAUGAAAUAGACAGUGUAGGGGUCAAAAGGUCACAGAGUAACAGCUUCGCCUACCAGACUCUACAUCAGCUGCUAAAUGAACUGGAUGGAUUUAACAAUGAGACAGGUGUGAUAGUGAUAGCUGCCACAAAUAGACCCAACUUCUUGGAUGA